Molecule: messenger RNA, 2122 nt
Organism: Oryzias latipes (Japanese medaka)
Lineage: Eukaryota; Metazoa; Chordata; Actinopteri; Beloniformes; Adrianichthyidae
Product: low-density lipoprotein receptor-related protein 11
Molecular function (GO): protein binding; serine-type endopeptidase inhibitor activity
Source: RefSeq, a predicted model, not a curated record
GAGACCAGCAGGUGUUUCUGGGAGCCGCUCCCCAUAUUUAUUCAAAGGCGUGACGUCAUCGCUUCCGGCAGUCUCACCAUAACAACGGCGGAUUUCUGGCGUCAUCGCUCGCGCGUACAGUCAGCGGUUCUCUGUAAAGACAGAACAGGUUAACGUGAGGAAAAAUGCUGCGGCGGUGAACAGAGCGGAGCUACAGGAAACUCUGUGGGUCUCUCAGCUCCGUGGAGUUAAAAAAAAAAGAAAGAAAAGAAAUGCAGCAGCUUCAGCAUCCGAUGCUAGCCUGCCUUCUCAUGCUAAUCUCCGCGAGCCCUUUCGCCGCGCGCUCCUCCUCGUCCAUCUCCGAUUUGAAAUCCAAAAUCUCCGGGGUGGAAGAGCUGCUGGAGGAGUUCCGCCAGCAGGAGCAAACCCGCGGCGCGGGGGGCGUGACGGACUCCUGCGUGGUCGACUUCAGCGCCUCCAAGGAGCGCAUCAUCCGGACCAAGGUGUCCACCCAGCACGGGGCCGCGUUCCUGCUGGCCCCGGACAGGGUGCACUCCUGGAGGGACUGCGUGCACGCCUGCUGCGCGCAGCCGCACUGCACCGUGGCGGUGCUGCAGGAGGAGCCGCGGAAGGCCGGGGACUCUCUGGGCUGCUACCUGUUCAACUGCACCUACAGGAACACAAACGUCUGCUCCUUUUCACCGCAGCGGGGCUUCACCACCUACAGCCGGGAUCCAAACACCACCCUGGGGCUGCUGUCGGGGUCACCCAGCGGCUCAGCCUGGAGGUCAAGAGGAGGCCCCUCCGAGGAGGAAGAGGACACUACAGAGGUGGAUGAGCCUCCUCGCAGCAACGCGGGUCAGGACGUGGUCAUCCAGCUGCCCACUGACUGGGCCGUGCUGGACGGACGCGACAGCGUAGACGACCACGGCAUCGACCGUUACGACUGGACUCUCGUGAAGGGGGACACCGCCAUCAACAUGAAGUCGACUCAUCCUGGCCUCCUGAAGGUCAGCGGCCUGCAGGAGGGCGUCUACACCUUCCAGAUGACGAUCACGGACACAAGCGGACAGAAGAGCUCGGACAACGUCUCUGUCACGGUUCUGGCUCCGAAACACCAAGCAGAAGCGUGUACCGGCCACUGCUCCAACUACCAAUUCAAAUGUGACGACGGCUGCUGCAUCGACAUCUCCUACGCCUGCGACGGGAAGCAACACUGUCCGGACCGCUCUGAUGAAGACUUCUGCACAGACUUUGAUAGUGGCCGUAAGUCGGCGACCCACAGGGUGGAUCCUCCAACCUCCCGAAGCUCUGCAUCCCCCAUAGAGGCUGAGGACGCCUCCAUGCUCCCAGCUGGAAACAGGAAAGGCAUCACCCCAGCAGGGGACAGAAGUAGAGCCCGUCCUCCACAAGACUCCAUCUUUAAGGAGACGGCAGUCGGCCAAGAUCCGUGUGGUGCAGAUCCAGUUGUGGGUCCAUGUAAAGGUACCUUUCCACGGUGGUACUAUGACCAAAAUACAGGAGAGUGCAAGCACUUCCUCUACGGCGGUUGCCAGGGCAACCACAACAACUUCCUCCAGGAAUUAGACUGUAUCAGUGAAUGCAUACAGAGGAGUCCGGCCUUCAGACCAGCAAGUGUGGCGCCAGCGGUUACCAAGGAAACUGACACACAUCCUGCUGAAGUCCCCCAAAGCAAAGCAGAGGGUGACCCCCACCGUGCUUUUCCUGCAGUGGGGGGACACCCCCCUCCAGAGUCAGGUGCAAUCCUUCCUCUGGCGCUCGGCCUCCUCAUCACCGCUCUGCUGCUGCUCAUGAUUGGCUGCCGCCUCAGACUUGUCCGCCACAGAAUGAAGAAAGCCCGCCCCCUGACCACAGAGGAAUCUGAUUACCUCAUCAACGGCAUGUACCUGUAAUCCAACAAAAGGUGUCUGCAGCAAAGCCUGAUGUUGUGGAGGUGGUCAAAACGUUUCCAUUUUAGCUCUAAAACCCGCCAUCAAUACCCAUGAUGCUUCUGUGUUCACAUGUGUGGAGAUACCAGCUGUUCUUUACCCACAAUCCUAAAGGUCUCUCUGUGGUUUCCCCACAGCGUCUGUUACUUCAAUCUGCCAUUACCUGGAUAAAUAAAAGAUUAUUUACUAUUUUA